Molecule: messenger RNA, 378 nt
Organism: Gongylonema pulchrum
Lineage: Eukaryota; Metazoa; Nematoda; Chromadorea; Rhabditida; Gongylonematidae
Source: the annotation of a GenBank genome assembly
AUGGGCACUCGGAGCGAACAUUUGAUCUGUUACGUUAACGAAUCUGCUUUCAGCAAAAUAUUUGAGCCGGAUCUUUGUCCGCUUCCAUUCAGCAAUGAGCAGCUGUACCAGUUUGUUACGGAUCGCCUGGCAAAGGGUGAUGAGACUGAAAUUUCAAACGCGCUGGACUGGAUCUACGCCUUAUCACUGAUGGAGAUUUCAAUGCCACUCCCAGUACUGCUCGAUGCAUUUUCAAAAUGUGCAGCACGAAUGUCACCAGCUGAAGUGAAGCAGAAUAAUGAGAAUGAUUUGGAGGAAGAGCGUGUAGCAUUACACGUCGCUAUGAUCGACAUAAUCUCACAACAGGUACGGCUCUCAUUUCUCCAUUUUGUCUUUUAA